Messenger RNA from Symbiodinium sp. CCMP2456, 384 nucleotides. NCBI's taxonomy places the organism in Eukaryota, Dinophyceae, Suessiales, Symbiodiniaceae. The record is from the annotation of a GenBank genome assembly.
AUGGCUCUGGCGCCGGUGUCCAGCCCGGCAUCCCCAGAUGAGGAAGCAAUAGUGAUAGAGGUAAAGGACGAGGCAGACCGAGAAGAGCUGCCAACGAUCAAGACCCCUGCUAUGGCAUCGGUCCUGGGCGAGUGCCUGACGGAGGUCCUGCAGGACAUGGGUGCCAGCGUGUCCUCAGAAGAGGAGGAGCUUCUACUUCAGAACUUCCACAAGGCCUGGUUCAAGGAGAUGUCCAAGCUUCCACGCAUGUGGGAAGUUGAUGUGACACUCGGCCAUUGUUUCAGAGGCUCUGCAAGUUCGCGGCUUGGGGCGUUUCGGGUUUCGCCCUCUUGCUGGUUUGGGAGUGCUGCUUGGGCACUCAGCCGCAAGAUGCGUGGCCAGUGA